AUGACGUGGCUCGGAAGCUUCGACACCGCCGAGGAGGCCGCCAGAGCCCACGACGCGGCGGCCGUCAAGCUGUACGGCGACGAGGCCAAAACCAACUUCAAGAAUCCCGAGGCUUUUGUCUCUGUUGCUGAGGAGGACAACGAGAUGCACCCGAAGAAGAAGAAGGCGCCGGCGGCGGGGAAAGCGAUCAGCUUGGAAGUCCAGGGCGGAAGGAAGGCGACGACCAGGGCUAACUCCAACUCUCGCCCGGCGUCCCGCGGCGUCUACCUGAGUGGGUGCAAGUACGUCGCGCGGAUUUGGGACCCGGUGCAGCGAUCCAAGCUGUGGCUCGGCUCCUUCGACACGGCCGAGGAGGCCGCCGGAGCGCACAACGCCGCGGCCCUCAGGCUGCAGGCCGCGGCGCCCACCGCCAAAACAAAAGCUCGGUCGGGGUUCCGCGGCGUGUAUCCGCGUGGGAGCAAGUACAUUGCGCAGAUAAAGGACCCUGUGCAACGAACCAAGCUGCGGCUCGGAACCUUCGAGACCCCCGUGGAGGCUGCCAGAGCGUACGAUGAGGCGGCCGUCAGGCUGUACGGCGCGACUGCUGUUACAAACUUCGAGGAAGGAUCCACGGCCGGUACUGCCAAUGACGGCGCGGGUGCUGUCAACGAAAAACAACCCAUGGCCGCCGCCGCUGCUUCCAAUGACGGCACGGAGUCGUCCAUGGACCCCCUCAACGACUCCCUGGAUCUGCCGUCUAUCGAUUUCCUCUCGGACAGCGUCAUCCAAGGCGGCGUGCAGCUCGACGAUUUCUGGGCCGACCUGCCGUCGGCGGAGUGGCAGCAAGUGGAAGAGUUCCUAGAUGACAUGGACCUCACCAAUUGUAAGUGA
This is a messenger RNA of Brachypodium distachyon (stiff brome), 870 nucleotides long. RefSeq names its product AP2-like ethylene-responsive transcription factor AIL5. NCBI's taxonomy places the organism in Eukaryota, Viridiplantae, Streptophyta, Magnoliopsida, Poales, Poaceae. The coding region runs from base 1 to 870 and encodes 289 amino acids. Gene Ontology annotation, biological process: regulation of DNA-templated transcription. Gene Ontology annotation, molecular function: DNA-binding transcription factor activity; DNA binding. The record is from RefSeq and is a predicted model, not a curated record. The transcript has 2 exons.